CGCCAUGGACGCUUCGAUAAUCCUUGGCCAACUUGGGAGGCGCGUCGCCAGCACCCUUCCUACUCCUCGUGCAACCCGGCCGCUGUGCCAAACAAGGGACGGCGCUCACUCCCUUCAGCCACGCUUUGCCAGGGUUUGCCCGCCCACGCGCCAGCCCCCACACGCCUCCUGCCCGCAGGCGACGCGGUGCAGGCGACGUGGGUGGGGCACAGCACGCUGCUGGUGCAGCUGGAGGGCCUCGCCUUCCUCACCGACCCCGUGUUCAGCCAGCGGUGCAGCCCGGUGCAGUUUGUGGGGCCGCGGCGCGUGGUGCCGCCCGCCUUCCCGCUCGACCACCCGGAUCUCCCCAAGAUCGACGCCGUGCUGCUCUCACACAACCACUACGACCACCUGGACAAGGGCAGCGUGAAGCAGCUGAACAGCCGGUUUGGCGGCCGCCUGCGCUGGUAUGUGCCGCUCGGCCUGAAGAGCUGGUUCACGGAGCGGGGUGUGAGCAAUGUGGUUGAGCUGGACUGGUGGCAGGAGGCGGCGCACCCCAACAGCAGCGUCAGGGUGGUGCUGACCCCUGCCCAGCACUGGAGCAUGAGGAGCCCCUGGAGCCGCAAGGCCUCGCUGUGGGGCGGCUGGGCGGUGCUGGGGGAGCGGCGGCGCUUUUGGUUUGCCGGCGACUCGGGCUACGCCCCCGUCUUUUCCGAGAUUGGCCAGCGGCUGGGUCCCUUUGACCUCUCCGCCAUCCCCACCGGCGCCUACGAGCCGCGCUGGUUUAUGAAGCCGCAGCACAUCGACCCCGCCGAGGCGGUGCAGGUGCACCGCGACGUGCGCAGCAUGCGCAGCGUGGCCUGCCACCACGCCACCUUCUGCCUGACAGACGAGCCCAUGGACGAGCCCUCCAAGCGGCUGCCCAGGGAGCUGGCCAAGGCGCAGCUGCCGGCAGACGCCUUUGUGAGCCUGCGCCACGGCGCCACGCUGGCCACCGCGGGAGGCCGCACGCUCAACCAGCCGGCGCUGCUGCCGGUGGGCCCGUAG
Messenger RNA from Chlorella variabilis, 1026 nucleotides. RefSeq lists its product as hypothetical. The annotation marks the transcript as partial. The transcript has 7 exons. Lineage: Eukaryota; Viridiplantae; Chlorophyta; Trebouxiophyceae; Chlorellales; Chlorellaceae. The record is from RefSeq and is a predicted model, not a curated record. Gene Ontology annotation, cellular component: cytoplasm.